GGGCGGUUGGCUUCCUGGUAGCCUGGGCGCCAUGGCGCUGCCUUGGUUGCAGCGAGUUGAGCUUUUGCUCUUCACUGCCGCCUUCCUGUGCGGGGCUUUGGCGGCCGCGACGCUGACCCGGACCCAGGGCUCCUUUGGUGGUAACUGUCCCUUGUAUGGUGUGGCUGCACUCAAUGGCUCCUCUCUGGCCUUGUUAGGUCCCUCAGCCCCUUCCCUCUGCUACUUCGUGGCUGGGGCUUCAGGCAUCCUGGCGCUCUACUGCCUUCUGCUUCUCUUCUUCUGGGUCUACAGUAGCUGCAUCGAAGACUCCCACAGAGGUUCUAUAGGGCUCCGAAUUGCUUUGGCCAUCUCAGCUACAGCCAUCUUCCUGAUCUUAGUGUCUGCCUGUAUACUUCGAUUUGGCACCAAUUCUUUCUGCAAUUCCAUCAUCUCCUUGAACCUUACAAUUAGCUGCUCUGAAGCCCAGAAAAUCUCAUGGACACCUCCAGGAACUGCUGUGCAGUUUUACUCCAGCCUACACACUGCUGAAACCUCUUCUUGGGUGAAUCUGAUAUUGUGGUGUCUGGCUUUGCUGCUCCAGGCCAUGCAGUGCAAGUUUAAAGCCACAUCAUACCAACCCCAAGAGAGGGGUGACCAAGAGUGGAGCUCUGAGACAGAUGCUCUUGUUGGGCACCACCAGUCUCACUCCUGAAGAAUACUCAAGUGCUUUCUACAACCAGAACCUGCAUGCCCAAGUGCUUUUAAUCCUCUCGUCUCAGUACAGCCCUGUUUAUAUUAGAAACCUCAGUUUUCCCUCCAGGAGGGAAACAUUCAAAUAGGACACUUAUGCUUUUUCUCCUUAAACUUUUUUUGUACCAAAAUAAUAUAUUACUGUUCUUCAUCA
This is a messenger RNA of Mus caroli (Ryukyu mouse), 883 nucleotides long. It is a transcript of the gene Tmem179b, whose product is annotated as transmembrane protein 179B. NCBI's taxonomy places the organism in Eukaryota, Metazoa, Chordata, Mammalia, Rodentia, Muridae. The record is from RefSeq and is a predicted model, not a curated record.